Messenger RNA from Chilo suppressalis (striped riceborer), 3465 nucleotides. The record is from the annotation of a GenBank genome assembly. Lineage: Eukaryota; Metazoa; Arthropoda; Insecta; Lepidoptera; Crambidae.
AUGGAGAUAUCGGGACCCGGAAAAGCGCCAAACACUGCGUUGUCUUUUAGGUAUAAUGCUAAUAAUGAAGAGCUGGAAGAACUAUUUGAUGCCUGUGAAGAUGAUCCACCUACCCCCCAAUGUGAUGUUCCUGUGAGUACCCUAAGUGAGAAUGCCAGCCCUAAAAAAACCGACAAAACAUCAAUUAUUGAUAAAUACUUCAAGUCUAUGCGUGAAAAGCAAGUUGAUAAAACAGAAGAUGCUAAAGUGUCAGAGACAAAAGUAACUGAUGAGGCUAAAAGUGUACAAAAUCCACCCAAAGAAAUUUCAUCAUCUCCUAUGAAGGAUUAUCUAAACCGCUUGGGUAAAAGAAGUACCUCUGAAGUGGAUGUGAAAGAACCAAAUGAAACAUGGAAAAUUUUUCAUGACUUCAAAUUUAAAAUAGCUCAAGCAGUUGAAGAUAUGAAAACGAGGUCCUUAGAAGAAACAAAGGAGAAAUCUGUACCAAGAGAAAAUUCGACAUCAGAUUCUGAAGAAAACUCUGCUGUUAAGGAUUCUGACCAGCAAAGUGUUGGGGAUACUGAUAAUCAGGUAUCAUCAUUGGAUAGUAGCAUACAAAAUUUAUCUGAAGUAACACAACCUUUAACUGCAAAAGUCACUGAACGAGAAUUAGUGUUUCCAGCUGAAAACAAAAACUAUUCAGACUCCAGUGAUGACACUCACAAAAAUAUAGUACACAGUGAUUCAGCCGAUUUUUCAAAAGACUAUCAGAACGACGGUAAUAUGAUGGAUGUGGAAUCUGGAGUGGAAGCACUCGAGGAUACUUUGGAUGCAUUUGGAGAUGUUACCAAUGCAGAUGCUGAUUUACAACAAAAUGACAAACCUCUCGGAUCACCGCCUACACCUCAACCGACAAUCACAAACAAUUUUGGACUGCCUCCUAGUAAAAACAAUCUGAAUAAGUUGCAAAGUCCGGAAAAAUCUAAAGCAUAUUUUUUCAAUUUCACAAUGUAUUUUAUAACUAUAUUUGUUUUUGUAAAUUAUUUAUUAUUUCCUAAUUGUAAAUUGUGGAAUGGGUUUUUGUUGGGUAUAUGGAUUUUCUACAUAGCUAGUCAGUUAAAAACUUGGGUGCUAGAAAAUUUUUUUACUGAUGAAGAGUCACACAGACGCCCUUUUCUACAUAUAAAACGUAGUAGUACUAUUCCUCCUACAUACACAAUACCUUCAGUACAAGAACACACACCUAUGAAGAAAUAUGAGGGUUGGAUAAACCAUUACAGAUUUCCAGAUUAUGAUCCAUUCACCUAUCAUAUCAAUCAAACAACAACAGCCUUCAUGAAACUAGAAGGUUGUAACUUAAGAAUAUCAUACACAAGAACCAAAGUAGCUAAAAGAGCUCUAUGGGAUGAGAAAAUAGAGAAUGUAGUUUUUUACCAACAUCGGUUAUACAACUUGACCGGCGCACGGGUAUUAUUGCUACCAAAAGGACUAGUAAAAAGAAGACAAUGGAGCAAGAAAUACCCAAUCUGCGUUGUGUUAAACGAAAGAGAGAGUAUUCAGGUGUUAGAAAAGGAGAAUAUGGAAGCGGAACGAAAAUUGUCGGAUGCCGUGGCCAACAAGAAGGGCAAGGAGACACCGGAGGUGGAGACCGCCGAGACUAACACCAGCCCAGAGAAGAAAAGGAAAUUCGUAUGGAGACGACGGGAGAAAAGCAUUUCCCACUCGGACGGAGAAACAGGUAAAGAAGGGCUUCGGCACAGGCUUGUUAGAAAAAUGCAUAGAGAUAAAAAACCGGACAACUUGUCAACGUGUGUGGAAAAGAAUGAGGGUCAAGAGAAAUCAGAAAAGAGCGUUCUGGUUGAAGAGUCUACAUUUCACGAUCCUGAAAUAGACUUUGCCAAAUCGACGACGAGCACUAAAGAUGACGCCGAAGAAGACUUGGACGAGACUGAAUUGUCCAGGAUCAAAGAGUUUUUGGAGGAUGCGGAAUCGGAGACAGGCGCUGAAGGGACGACAGAUGGCGAAUGGAGUCUUCAUGUGAGACGGUCUUCGGACAAACACUCCCAUUUGUAUUUAUUCGCUCGCACAGGGAGGGAUAAACAUGAGUGGUACCGUCGUCUUAACACGGCGGUGAUAGACGCUAAAUCCGCGUCGCCCGAUUUGUCAGCUGCGGAAGAACGCAGCGCCAGCGAUCCCGUCGACAAUAAGGACGGCGUCGAGAUGGCAGUCUUCAAAGUCACUGAGAAGGACACUGUGGCGUUCGCCAAAACUGUCAACAAACACUCUGACUCGAUAUCGGAAGCGGUGACGAUAUCCGCGUCCGCUGGCGCCCAUCGGAUCCAACCCGACAUGGAUUCCUACGAGAAGACCUUCUGGCCGUACUUGCUCAAAAUACUACAGGCUAAAACGCCAUCACUGACAUGCCAAUGCCGCCUUUUGCCCGCGGAAGUGACGUGGGUGAACACGCUGGUAGCCCGCAUCAUAUAUGAUGUGAUGCGGGACCCGGCAACCAUCGCUCGCCUCCAAGACAAAAUACAGAGGAAACUCAACACACUCAAGUUGCCGUCGUUCAUGAGCCCCCUGGUGGUGACGGAGCUGUCUCUCAGCGGCGCGUGCCCACUAGUGGGCAGCGUGGCGGCGCCGGCGUGGGACGAGCGGGGCGUGUGGCUCGACGCGGAUCUGAGAUACGACGGCGGUGCCUACAUCGCGAUAUCGACGCAACUCAAUCUUAUGAAGCUCAAGGAAAAGAACGUAACAUUAGAGGACCAAAUUUUAACGACGACCGAUCCGGUUGAAAAGGAAUCAAGCGCAAACACUUCAGGAGACACACUUUUAGACAGUUUAAGGAAACGAAAGCCCGCCAUAUACGACUCGGAUCUGGAAGAUUCUGCAGAGUCGAGCAGCGAUGACGAAAGUCCGCCCAUACAGCCCGUCGAUAGCUACGUCAACACUCCUACCUCAGAAUCCGUAUCAUCAACACCAGAAGGAACGUCUUCUAAAAAAAAAUUUUUAAAAAUGGUUGAUAAAAUCGCCACAAACAAAUAUUUCCAACAGGUAACAGAUUACAAAUACGUGAAGCGCGCAAUGGAAGGAUUGUCCAAUACCGACAUCAAACUGCACUUAGAAAUAGAGGGUUUGGAAGGACGGUUAGCUGUAAAUCUACCACCGCCACCACACGACAGAAUAUGGAUCGGGUUUCGCACAAAUCCCCAACUGGUGUUAAAAGCUCGCCCCGCUGUUGGAGCUCGCACUCUCCGCUUCGCCCACAUCACCAACUGGAUAGAACAGAAGCUCACCAAAGAGUUCGAGAAGGUUCUUGUGCUGCCAAACAUGGAAGACAUCAUUAUGGAUGUCAUGACGCCCACUCCCAUCGAGUUUGAGUAUGGAAUACGAACUGCUCUAAAAAGUGGUUCCACAGAAACUGCGAUCAAGAGGGCGGGGAGAAAAUACUGCGAUCAUCAGCACGCCGAUCAUGAGAUAGGUUGA